Messenger RNA from Spirodela intermedia, 2880 nucleotides. NCBI's taxonomy places the organism in Eukaryota, Viridiplantae, Streptophyta, Magnoliopsida, Alismatales, Araceae. The record is from the annotation of a GenBank genome assembly.
AUGAAAUAUAGCUUUGUAAAUUUAAAUCACAUAAAUUAUCACUAAAUGAAGUAGAAAUUAAGUUGAAAGUAGGAAAACAAACUUUCGACGUCGCGAUAGUGAUGUGUCAGCGAUGCAUUAGAAUCCAAAGUGUUCAAGAGAAUUAUCAUCUAGUGUCCAUGGCCUUGAAGGCUCACCUUGAAUAAGGAUGACAUGGGUAAUCUUUAGAUCUCCUUGGGAAGUAUAGAGAUCAAUGAAAUGGGUCGUGGAAUCAUUUUUGACGACUGUCACUUGGUAGAGCAGAAAAAUGACGACUUUACAGCUCUCUAGUAAUUGUCACCUAAUAGAGAGGAACUGAAUAGAGAUGGGGUUCAUGUUAGGGAGCUUCAUCCUCAAGUUUGCAUAGUAAGAGAAGGCUCUUCAUCAUACCGAGUAUGCUCUCAAGGGGUGACGACUUGUCUCCCAAUGAAUCAUUCUCUUUCCAACAACAACUUGUUCGUUGGUCAAUUGGAGAUGCUUUACUCGAUAGAUUCAUGAUCUUUUUAUUGCGAAUCAUUUAGUAAUUUUAGUAACAAUACUUUACAAAUUAUAUUGACGAGAUUUCUACCGAUGAUCUAAUAAUUCUAGCGACUUAAUCAUUCACUUAUAAUCUAUAAGAAAGUUGUGAUAAUCAGAAAAAAUAUAUGAGUUUUGGCUUUAGAAGGAUUUGAACUCAUGUCGAUUGCUUGCCUUCAAAGCUUUUUGGGGGAAGGUGUGACGCGGGUUUAGUUCUACAUCGCUUGUGCACCAAAAUUUUGGACGAAUAAAUACUAAUAUCACAUUUUCAAACAAUGAGUCUCUUUCUCUUAUUUGUACAACCACUUUUUACCUCACAAUUGGCUGGCCACCGGUGACGUGGAAGGGGAGUGGCGCACAUGUGCCCUCAUUGAUCUUAGCUGCUCAAGCCCUUGCUCAUGGCUCCUUCCUAACUGCACUUCCGACCUACUUGUGGGCCCGACUAGCCGACGGGUCCCCCCACAUUUUACUAUAUUUUUAUUUUUAUUUCUUUUUCUUCAUUUAUCUCAAAAAUAAAACUAUAAAAAUCAUAUAAAUUCAUAAAAAAUCACAUAAUUAGCCAAAACUUUACAUUAAUUAACUCAAAAUUACUUUUCACACUAUAAUAUAAAUAUAAGUCUAUUUAUCAUGAGUUAAGACUAAAACUAUCUUAUUUAGUAAUUAUUAAUUCAUGAUAAUGAAAACUUAUCACUAGUUAAGUGAGUCAACUCAUAAUAAGAAUAUAUUAAAAUCUAAUUUAUCACUUAACGAAUUUACUCAUUUAGGAAGAACCAACCUAAAAUUGAAGGAGAUAGCAAGGUAAAAUAGCAAUCUUAUAUUAUAAAAAAUAUUCUCUCAUACCCCUUAAUGACAUUUUCAUCACUACCUCUCACCAUUCCACUCUACCAUCAUGUCUUGCUUACACUAAAAUAGUUUAACAUUCUACUAUAAUGAGCUUAGUUGGCAGACUAUUAUUGACCUACAAAUAUUGAAAUAGCCUUUGUUUUACUCCUUAAAAAUGCCGCAACCAAUUUCCCAGGCAAAGCCUCACACCUAAAAUCUUUUGAAAUUUUUGAAGGACCUCUAUUCAUUGACCCAAAAAAAAUUAUGCUAAUAAAAAAAAUUAUAGCUAUUGAACUUAAGAAGCACCAAAUGUCCAAAAAUCUAUAUCAUUCACAAAUCAAACUCUUAUAGAUAUAAAUUAGAUGAACUAUCACACUAUGAAUCAUCUAAUAAACUAUUUAAUCAUAUUUUCAUAGAUUUUUAUACUUGACUUGAAAAUAAAUAUCUACCAAAGUGGUAAAGAAAUGUAGAGCAAAAGUAAUAGAAAAUCAGAAAAGUUUUAAUCUUCUUCUAAGUUGACUAAACAUCAUCUUUAUUCAUCAAACUUUCAACAGCCUUCAACACCUUUUCCAAAUCAUAUCCCUUGAUUAAUUGAUAAUGUUUUUCAGUGAACAUAGUGGAAAUAUAACUGAUUAUUAGGGUACACAGUUCAAGAAUAUUAUUAAUAUUACAGCCAAGUAUAUGGCCAUAGGUAGUAGUUUUAGUCCCAACUAGGGCACUCAAAGAGCUAAGAUGAGUGGUGAGUUGACCUUCUUGUUUUCCCUGUAAAAUAUUUUUCAAGGUUGAAGAAAGGCUUUGAGAUUUAUCGUAGUUGAUAAACUCUAUCACAUCUGGUUCGUGUGCAGUCGAACCCAUGAGGCUGGAAGUGGGCUUCCAGGCUUCUGGGAUUUGUCUGAACGAUCACUCGGAGGCCUUCUUUGAGGCGCCACAAACACCUCCAACAGCUGCCCAACUCCUCCCCCUCGCUGUCUCCAUUCCACCCUCGCUUCAGUUUUUCGCUUGCUCGCUUGUCUUCUCCCAUUGGAGCAGUGUGUGAGGAGGCAGUGGAGUCUGCCAGGAGGAGCAGCUGGCGCAACUCAUCACCAUCGCAGCCAUCCUUGGGCGGACAUCCAUCCCCCAGAUCUGGCAAGCAUGAAGAACUGGGCAGCACGCCGCUACUCGGAAGCAAGGAGAAGCAUCUCACUCUUCAAGCCGGGUGUUUCAGCCGUAUUCGGUUUGGCCUUCGUGAUCUUUGCUAGCCUGCUUGUUGUGCUCUUCGUCUCCGGAACUUACAGGCCUCCGUUGUGGUCCCUCUCCGGCAUAGACCGGGACAGCGCACUGCGGCAGCAGCAACAACCACCGGAGAACGGUCAGUUCAUCUCCUCCCUCUCCCCUCGCGUCAUCUCUCCUGACAAUAGAAACAGCAGCAAUACCACUGGCAUACUCCUCGCUGUGACUGUAGAAAUCCUUCCUUUUCUCGAAUCGGUUCUCUGCACCUGGAAUCAUACUCGACAUCCGUCUCUGCCGAUCCGCCACCUGCCGUGA